This is a messenger RNA of Alnus glutinosa, 3554 nucleotides long. RefSeq names its product pentatricopeptide repeat-containing protein At1g08070, chloroplastic. The annotation marks the transcript as partial. The transcript has 2 exons. Gene Ontology annotation, biological process: RNA modification. Lineage: Eukaryota; Viridiplantae; Streptophyta; Magnoliopsida; Fagales; Betulaceae. The record is from RefSeq and is a predicted model, not a curated record. Gene Ontology annotation, molecular function: RNA binding; protein binding.
AACCUUUCAACAAUUAGGACCAUACCAUUACCACACUACAAUAUCGAGCUUACUGCCAAGAUAGAGAAAAUUGCCCUAAUAAAUUUAGCCCAAAAGCCACCACAAAGACUUCUCGAAGACAAAUUCAUCUCGCUCUUGCAGUCAUGUAAGACUCCAAAACACCUCCACCAAAUCCAAACCCAGAUAAUCACCCACGGAUUCAAACACAACGACUACAUUACCUCAAGAUUUAUCACAGUAUGUGUGAAGCUGAAGAAACUAGCUUAUGCCCGCCAUUUGUUCGAUCGAAUUCCAGACCGGGGCAUUGCGCUAUGGAAUGCAAUGUUCAGAGGGUAUGCUCAAAAUGAGUCUUAUAGGGAAGUUUUGGUUUUGUUUAGUCAAAUGAAGAGCUCAGACGUAAUACCCAAUUGCUUUACCUUCCCUAUUGUUUUGAAAUCUUGUGGGAAAGUUAAGGCAUGCGUAGAAGGCCAAGAAGUGCAUGGUGUAGCAAUAAAGGGUGGUUUUAGAGCAAACCCAUUUGUGGGAACUACGUUGAUUGAUAUGUAUGCCGGUGGGGGAGCGAUUGGAGCUGCUUACAAGGUGUUUGGUGAGAUGGCUGAGAGGAAUGUCGUUGCAUGGACUUCGAUGAUUAGUGGGUAUAUUUUGUGUCGCAAGAUGGUUUCUGCACGGCGCCUUUUUGAUUUGGCUCCCGAGCGAGAUGUUGUGUUGUGGAACACCAUGGUUUCGGGUUAUAUUGAAUUGGGUGAUAUGUUAGCUGCACGCAAUCUUUUUGAUGAGAUGCCGAACCGGGAUGUGAUGUCUUGGAAUACUAUGUUGAAUGGUUAUGCUAAUAAUGGGGAUGUCGAGGCAUGUGAGAAGCUGUUUGAAGAGAUGCCUGAGAGGAACAUUUUUUCUUGGAACGGAUUAAUUGGAGGGUAUGCCCGUAAUGAUCAUUUUUUUGAAGUUAUGGAGACUUUCAAAAGGAUGCUAAUUGAGGGUAAUGUGCGUCCUAGUGAUGCCACACUCGUGACCGUGUUGUCUGCAUGUGCAAGAUUAGGAGCUAUUGAUUUGGGUAAGUGGGUUCAUUUAUACGCUGAAAGUAAUGGAUAUAAGGGAAAUCUUUACGUUGGGAAUGCUUUGAUUGACAUGUAUGCAAAAUGUGGAACUGUAGAAAAUGCAGUUGAUGUGUUCAAGAGCAUGGGUACAAAGGAUUUGAUUACAUGGAACACCAUAAUCAAUGGUUUAGCAACUCAUGGACGUGGGAGUGAUGCCUUAACUUUGUUUUGCCAGAUGAAGAAUGCUGGAGAAAUACCAGAUGGAAUCACCUUCAUAGGAAUUUUGUGCGCUUGUACGCACAUGGGAUUAGUUGAAGAUGGCUUUUCCUAUUUCCAAUCAAUGGUUGAUGAUUACUCAAUUGUGCCUCAAAUUGAACAUUAUGGUUGUAUGGUUGAUCUGCUUGCACGAGCUGGUCUUUUAGACCAGGCUGUAGAGUUUGUGAGGAAGAUGCCCAUGGAAGCAGAUGCCAUUAUAUGGGCUGCCUUACUUGGGGCAUGUAGGAUUUACAAAAACAUUGAGUUGGCUGAACUGGCUCUUGAACGGCUUAUCGAACUUGAACCGAAGAACCCUGCAAAUUUCGUCAUGCUUUCAAAUAUAUAUGGGGAUCUUGGGAGAUGGAAAGAUGUUGCACGUUUAAAAGUUUCAAUGAGGGAUACUGGGUUCAGAAAAUUGCCAGGAUGUAGCUUGAUUGAGGUCAAUGAGUCUGUUGUUGAGUUCUAUUCCUUAGAUGAGAGGCAUCCUGAGAGAGAGGAAAUAUACGGAGCUUUGAGGGGGUUGACAAAGCUGUUAAGGUCAUCUGGAUAUGUAUCAGACCUGUUCGAGCUUGGGCAGGGAACUUAAAGAUAAAGGAGGGAUAAGACAAGCACUACGAACUUAUCUUAUAUCAUCCUGUAACUUGAAACAAAUAGACUGAUUUGCCACAAAAUUAUUUCAAUCUGCUUGCCAAACAUAUGCUUCCUCCUCUCAGCUGAAAUGGCAUCGCUCAAACAUUUUCAUCUGGAUAUACAUUUUCUCUUUGGGAUAGUGAUUGGACAAUGGUUGCUUCAUAAAGAAAGCUGCAGCAACGACUCCUCAGUUUUGGAAAGCAUAUUGAUUACACCAAAUCUCUUCUGUAGUCACAAGAUUCAAGCUAUGUUCAAAGGCCUUAUUGGGUAGGUUUAGUUAGCUGAAUUUGAUGAUUCGGGCUGUUUUUUUGAAUAAUUAGGCAAUGCACAUUACUAGCAAACCACGGGAGGUAACACUUUUGCCCCCGACGUCUCACCAUUCUGUUCUUUCUUUGGAAUGGAUAUGGAUGGGAAAAAUUGGGAUGUGGAACCUGAAUUGGGGUUCUGGGUACUAGCCUAGGGUGAGGCAGGUAUUAGCAAAAAUUCUGUUUAUUUUAUCUUUGGAGCUUGUUGUUCAAGGAUUAUAAUUAACAUUGAUAGUUAAACAAUUUCUAUAUUGUGGUCAUGGUUGCUUCUGUGUGAUUUGCACAGCAAUAUGUUAAAAGUUUCUAGCUGGGUAUUGUUGGAGGCUACAAUGUUCUUGUGACUUAAAGCCCAUGGUAGGAGAUAGUUGCACCAGUUUUCUAGCUGAGAUUGCCCGGAUGCUAGCACAAUUGACCUCGCAGGUAGCCAUCGGAAAUACCCUGGCUGCACCUGCUGCUCAAGGAACAAACCCUCCAUCCAUCUACCACCCCUGCUUAGGGGACACAGAUCCACAACCACAAAGCCAACCAAGAGUAGCAGAUGCUAGACUUGUAGACCCAGUACCCCCUCCAGUUCAGAAUCGGCCCGCAGUUCCUGAACCUGUGGAUCGCUAUGAGAAAGAGAUCCGAAGAAAGCCUCCUGCAGUACCGGCCGUGUCCUUGGCUCCCACUCCCAUGAAUCAGAUAGUGCCAUACGUCCCACCACAGCCGUCCGAUCCUCUGAUGGAGAAGAUCAGUCGCCUUGAACGGGCAGUUAAUAAAUUUGUAAUUCCUUUUUCCCCUCUUUUGGCCAUUAUUCAAAAACAGGACAACGUCAUACGGUUGAUUUCAGGUGAGUUGCUGAUUCUCCCAGCUCACCACACAGCAGGCACAAAGGUGUAAGGAAGAAAUGAGAAACUUGGCGGUUUAGGAAACUAUCCUUGAAGAAGCAGGACUUGGAUUCCAACGGUGUUGGGCUCAGCUCAUGGAUCGGCCCAUAAACAUUGUCUAUGGAGGUGGCAAGUCCUGUUGGACUGGCAGACAGGUAGCCGUUUUUGUGCAAUUCUUUUUUCUUUUGGUUUCUUUUGGGGAAUGGGGUACGUAGCUAGUGUUAGACUUCGUACAAGAAAAAUAUCAACAAAAUGAAAAAUGAAAAAGCUAAACUUUUUUUUUUUUUUUUUUUUUAAAAAGAAUUAUAAAAUUAUUAUUUUUUUUUUUAAAAAAAAAUAUAUAUAUAUUUUGGAGGACAUUGUGGCGGGGGGGUGUACCAUCAUGUAGUUCCACCCCGGCAACAAUGAUAUUUAUUUUUCUCUAGUAUCAAGGAAAAAUACAAUGAACGUGGCUUCCUUUCUCU